Messenger RNA from Microdochium trichocladiopsis, 2109 nucleotides. RefSeq lists its product as uncharacterized. Gene Ontology annotation, cellular component: nucleus. The transcript is spliced from 6 exons. Lineage: Eukaryota; Fungi; Ascomycota; Sordariomycetes; Xylariales; Microdochiaceae. Gene Ontology annotation, molecular function: RNA binding. The coding region runs from base 1 to 1611 and encodes 536 amino acids. The record is from RefSeq and is a predicted model, not a curated record.
AUGUUCACUCAAGUGAUGGACCGCAUUCGCUGCGCGCAGCAGGAUCCUCAGAAACCUGCCUUUCUGCUACGCCAUCCGCGAAUACCGUCGUCCAUUCUGGCAUCCGCCGACCGUCCGCCCGCUGCUCCUCCCCCCUCUCCCGCCGCCACGUCGUGCCAACCACCACCGCCCGACCACGGCCUGCCUGCCUCCGCGGCGCCCUCACCGACUAUCGCGACGUGCACCGCCGACAAGCUGAGGUUCUCAGACUCCGUCGCCACCGACAACAACAACGACGACGACGACGUCGUCCCUGUGACGCUCGUGCGCGCGCGUUCGCCGCCUCCCAAGUACCUUUACUCCGGUCCGCCCUCCGAGGCAUCGGCGUCCACCUCCUUUUCGCUCGCUUCACCCCGUCCGCCGCCCCCGCCACCACUCUACCAAUUCGGCUCCGCCGAGGACCUUGCCGACGAACACUUCUCCAGCACAGAGAUUGUCGACGCAGCUGCAGCAUCACAAGCCUGUAACCCGACGUCAGGCGCCGCCCCAGCCUAUUCUUCACUUGACGACGCCGGGGCCUCAUCCUCGAAGCCCACUGCCACACACCAGGUAGUUGUUGCCGACACCAAACGCGCCCUUCCUCAGGACACCAAGGGAGAAUCCUCAGACCGCAAGACAGAGGAAGCCUCCGAGCCUCCGCCCGCCUACGAAGAGAGCUUCAGUCCGUUACUAUCAUUCACCUACAUCAUGGCUGCUGCCGGUGGUGCCUCGAGUAUCAUUACUCAAGUCCAGCAAGGAGGCCCUCCUAUCAAUUCCAUUGGAGAUGUCGGCGCCGAUGAGACAAUCACGAUGGACCUGCGGGGCACGCGCUUCGUCCUGUCCAGAGACGAGCUGCUCACCCUGCCCGAGUUCGUGCUACUCUCGCUUUUCCCCAAUGGACUAUUCCCGGAGGGCCACAUGGGUGGCUUCUCCGAAGGAGACGCGAUCCAGGUGGACUAUGACCCCGCUUCCCUCCAAUACAUGCUGGACUUCUUCCGCAAUGUUGCUCAAUCUAUCCCCAACGAGACUUCGCCCACAGCCUCACCAGAUGGUGGCGUUGUGCCUAUUGACUCUCUGGGUGGUCGUGGAGAGGAUGCCAGUAAGCGCGCUGGUAUCAUCGUCCUUCGCGAAGACCUGGAUUUCUACGCCAUCCCUCCACGCCCAGACAUUGGCCAGGCCGAGAUGAUUGAGGUCAAGCGUGCGGCGGCUCGGGCACUUCUGAAGCAGAAUGGCAUAUUCUCCGGCUUGAAGCGCAGCGAUGAGCCAGGCACUACUGAGGCGCAUCUUAUCGAGAUGCUAACAGCUGGCGGUUUCAACCACGACGAUCGCUGGGGUCACCGUGCCGGCGAGCCCAACAAGGCCGUCGUAUGCAGUCUUGCUCUUGCACGCCUCCGCAGCGACAUCAGGGGCAACGAGAUGGGCAGCAACGCCGUGGGAAUGGCGCAGAAGCUGCUGCUCUUCUGGCGCAAGCCGGCCCGGCGCUGCUGGUGGGAAGGCGUUGACCUGCAAGACGUCGAGGGCGUUGACGGGACACUGAAGGUCUGGAUCCGCAGGGUAUGGACGUUAGAGAUGAGCGUCAUCGGGCUGCGUUGAGAAGUUCUCCUCAAAAGAGCACGGCUUCUCUAUGAACAGAUGGACAGCCUCCGAGGGCUUGUCGCAUCUCCCAUCCAUUUCUAUACUCUCUCACCCUGCCUCUUCUUGCUUUUUCCCUCCCCAAUCUCCUUUCCCUUCCCGCGCCAGCAUACACACACACACACACACACACCUACACAACUCUGUCAGCAUCCGCGUUGUAACGAGCAAGCGACGACGUCCGGGCAUUGCCAAAUCCGCCAAUUGACUUACUUGAGCCGGUAUUCUCCCUUGUUGGCCGUGCCCGCCUAGGUACCAACAUGCAUGUGUGUACAUUCUCAUCCACACCAAGGACAGCAGCAACAUGCAUGCGAUGAGCUUCACUUUUUUUUUUUUUUUAAAUCUCCCAGUCUUGGUUGGGGGCUAGCCUAGAUACGCACAUGUUUUCUCUUUUUGGCUACGAGUAGAAAAAGUUUCUUCCCUAGGGUGUCGUUUGCAUCGUUGUUGUGGCUUUGCUUG